AAACACCACUUGCUCUUCCCCACAUCCACAUUUUCUGAUUCUUAUCCAAGCUAAAAGAAAGGAUAACCAGUCUGCUCUCAACAAUGAUAACAAAAAAAUAUGGAAGACACAAUAUGGAAUCAAAGAAUCCAAGCAUUAACACACAUCAUACUUAAUCCCACAACUAAACCAUCUUUUGAAUCCCAAAUCUUCAUUUCUAACCAAAUCCCCUGUUACCUCAAUUGGGACUAUCCCCCAAUUCUUUGCACCAAAAGCACUUUCCCUUCUGUGUAUCUGAAAUGGGCUUUCUCAGUUUACCUCAAAAGGGUUUCAAGAUUUGUUGCACCUGAAACUUCUUGGAGGUCCAAAUGCCCAUAUCAACAACCCCCUCCAUUGAUACUGGCAAAGGGAGUGGAGGAAGCUCAGUGGGGAGAUGAAGAGAGGAGACAGUAUGUAAGGAAAAGGUUUAAAAGGAGACACUUUGGGAGUGAUGUGAAUCCUUUCAUUCCAUUUAUUGUGCCUAAUAUCUUGUUGUUCUCUCUUCUGUAUUGCAACCCUUUUCCAAUUGAGGGGGUAGAUUCUUGAAUUUUAGCUUGUUUUUGUGAUGUUCCUGGUUUUCUUUAAUCCCAAAUUAGAGAAAAUAUAAUAACAAUAUAGUCGGUGUAAUUCCACUCACGCAGCCUUGUGAAGGCAGAGUUAGAGGAAAUAUAUUUCUCCUAAUUGAAUAAUCAUCUGUUCAUUGACCUGA
Molecule: messenger RNA, 727 nt
Organism: Solanum dulcamara
Lineage: Eukaryota; Viridiplantae; Streptophyta; Magnoliopsida; Solanales; Solanaceae
Exons: 1
Coding region: 100-564 (154 amino acids)
Source: RefSeq, a predicted model, not a curated record